Messenger RNA from Saccostrea echinata, 1315 nucleotides. RefSeq lists its product as uncharacterized. Bases 1 to 1179 code for a protein of 392 amino acids. The record is from RefSeq and is a predicted model, not a curated record. The transcript has 3 exons. NCBI's taxonomy places the organism in Eukaryota, Metazoa, Mollusca, Bivalvia, Ostreida, Ostreidae.
AUGCAUUAUGUUUUAGGUGAUGAGGUUGAUAAAUUGAAAAUCCCAGUUGGUGGAGAUCAGCUCACACGCGUUAGAUUUGACGUGGCAAAAUCUUUGAGAAUGGGAACACAUACAGCACAAGAAAGACAGGACUGUCUCUACCCCAUAAUUGUAGAACUAUUUCACACUCAAAUGGAUUUUCUUGAGAAAAUGGUAAAACGGUUUAUGAAAAGGCAGACAGGGAGAAAUGUUGGCACCCUUGCCUAUGUAAAAUCCUUGAUACAACGGGCAAGUGUUAAUGGCAAUGUUAAAAGUCGCUUUAAGGCCCAUGAGGACUUUGUCAUCCUGUUUGGAAGAGCCCUGCUAUGCCAUUUCUACCUUGAGUAUUUUGAUAUGGAGUCCACUGAUGACAAUCCCAGGAAAAAUGCAGACUGCAUCCCUCCUAAUGUUACACAGACACAAAAGAAAAAGAGAGAAGCAGUGUUCAAUGAAGUUAUGCAAAAUGUUUUGAAGGAAAUUUUUGGAACUCAAAGUUUCCAAGAGGAGUCUGAGAAAAGGAAGUGGAUAUAUCUUGACAUUAAUGGGGACACCCAAAAAGUUCCAAUUGAAGAAGGAUAUGCCACAUUUCAUAUCCAGUGUGACAAACAAUACAAAGUACAGAUUCCGAAAUCAAGACUUGAUCAAGGGAAAGUCAUAGUCUUGAACAUGUCAGGCAAUAUCUUUACUUUGAUCAAAGCCAAAGAAGAUGACCUCUUCAAUUACAUGCAUUAUUUCUUACAACAUUAUUUACUAAUGAUAUUUAUGAAGGAUGCCAUAUAUGAAGGUGACAUUUUCAGGGUAAAUAUUUCAUUGAAAUUGAUGAUGCCAUAUUUCUAUGACCAUUCAAACUUAUCAAAAUGUUUAGUGGAAUGCAUAGACUAUAUCUUAAAAACUGAAAUUUUAUUAUCGCCAAAACUUUCAUUAGAAGUCCGCACAAGCUCAUUUGUAAAUCCAAAGGGUGGAAUAGGGAACAAUAAACCCAGUGAUAUGCAAAAAGAAAACCAAGUCAAAGAGUUGAAGGAACUGAUCAAAGGCUUAAGAUCCAAUAAAACAGAGACUGCUAUAGUUAAUCUCUGCAAGGCUGCCCCUAUAAUUAACAGUGUUGUUAAAAAUCUUGACAAUCAAAUUUUUUCUAGCGUGCGACGGAAAAGGGCGAGGUGAUCCGAUUGGAAAGGUCUUGUCACAAGGAAUACACAUGUGAAAUAUGAAAGUCAUAGCUCCAACCAAUCAAAAGUUAUGGGCAAGGUUAAAGUUGACAACAGACAGACAGACAAACAGAUAAACAGACAAACAGACA